Molecule: messenger RNA, 576 nt
Organism: Frankliniella occidentalis (western flower thrips)
Lineage: Eukaryota; Metazoa; Arthropoda; Insecta; Thysanoptera; Thripidae
Product: zinc finger protein 84-like
Exons: 1
Coding region: 1-576 (191 amino acids)
Biological process (GO): regulation of transcription by RNA polymerase II
Molecular function (GO): DNA-binding transcription factor activity; RNA polymerase II cis-regulatory region sequence-specific DNA binding
Source: RefSeq, a predicted model, not a curated record
AUGGUGCGUUCUGCAAAUCAGAUGUGGGGGUCAAGGAGGAGAAAAUCGCCGUGCCCGUGGACGGUGCGGACGAGCAGCUCGGGCUACUGGGGACCGGGUGCUACUCACGAGGACACGAGGACGAGCACCGAGGACGGUGGGCAGGAGGCGUCCGAGAACGUGGGUGGCUCCGGAGACCAGGACGACGGAGUGCAGCAGAGGACUCAAGUACGGAAGAGGCAUGUUCGAAGCAGCAAGAAGACGUACGACUGUGGGCAAUGCAAGAAGCGUUUUAACAAGAAAGAUCACCUCAUCAGGUACGUCAGGAUCCACACUGGUGAGAAACCAUAUAUAUGUGAUAUGUGUAGCAGAAGAUUUGUUCAGAAAAGUGCCCUUGACUGCCACGUCAGGACCUAUACUGGUGAAAACCCAUAUCUACAUGCGACACGUGUAGCAAAAGUUUUUUACAAAAAGUUGAUCUUGGUAGGCAUGUCAGGACCCACGCCGGCGAGAAAUCAUUUACAUGUGACCUUCCAUGUAAGAUUACCACGUGAGGAUCCACACCGCCGAGAAACCAUACAAAUGCGACUCGUGUAG